GCAAAGCUGUGCUUGCGGUCAGGGCGGAGAGAAAAAGCCCUUCAACUGUUGUAUGAAGCCCAGAAAAUAUUCCCCAGCACCCGGGCCAGAGCCUGAAUAAGAAGAGAGCGAGAUCCACUGCUCUCACUUCUAUGGCAUCAGUUUUGUCUAUUGACAUGCACCUGUGCCACUCCUCUUCAGACACCUCACUCAACGCAGCGAUGAUGUGCACAAUAUCCUUCCUCUCUUUCCUGUACCCUUCCACUUCUGCUGUGUGGAAUAUAUGAAUAGAGUUAUAGAUAGCUAAGCUUGGGUGCCUCUCCGUCACAGCCUGCAGCUUAAUGGCAUAUUCUCUCAUGGCAGCUUUGAAGAGCUCUGCACACCCAUCUCUCUCUUGCUCUGGAAGUUCCUCCAGCUGAGUGGUGGUGUGGUGGUGCCACUCAUCUGCCGCUGCCAUACUCUGAGGUGCUGUAGCUUGUUGCUGAUGGGUCUGUUUCUCAAAUUUUUUAAGGACCACUAGCUCCAGACUGUGUUCAACGAUGAACACAGCCUGGUCCUUCAGCGAGUAUUAUUGGUUCACCAACAACUCCUUCAGAUCCUAGACACACUUGGCAGGUGUUUCAAAGGUGUCCAGUAACUACGAGAGGACAUCCAUGUGCUCUGCCAGCCACUCCACAGCACUGACCCACGAGCACCACCUGGUCUGUACUGCGUAGAUUGGCAUCACGGGAGUGAAGUCCUUUGCCAGCAUGAAUGCUCUGAGCUGCUUGGACACUGUUGUAAUGUUAACUUUGUACAAAAACAAGGCCAGAAACUACACUUUUGGUCCACCAGUCACUGUGGAAGGUAGAUUUCAAAAAAUCUACCUGACACUCAGAUUUGUUUCUUACCAGCCAAAAUAUUUUUGGGGGCCAAAAACAAAAAAGGAUGAGCAUGCUUUUGUAAUGGUUCUAAAAUAAUAUAUGUUACUAAGAAGGAAUGUGAUAUAUUGCUUCAUUUUUUUGUGACCACAUAGCAUCUUGGGGGUGACAACAACAGAAAGCCCAUUAAUUUUCAUUGAAGGAAAGCAAAGUGGGAGGGGGACCUUUGGGUGAUGCGAGCAUGGGUGAGGGACGUGAACAGGGCGGGACCAAAAUUGGGGGAGAUGAACUUUAAGCAAAUACUUUGAGACAUCGCGUCAUUAUUGACCAGUUAAAGCUCCGUCCAGUUUAGUUUCCAGCCCCUACUGGAUUGGCUAUUGAUACCUAGCCAGCUUGCUAGCACCAACAAGAGGGCGAAGCAAGCUUUGCUAUCCGAAUUUACGUGUUAAAAGUAUCUCUGCCGUGAGAUUGAGCGAGCCUGACUAGUAUACGCAUAGUCUUCUCUUUAACAGUUGAAACUCAAACAUUUAAAAACAACCUAACUUGUGAACAAAACAAUGUAAAUAUCCAAGAAACACAAGGACAAAGUCUCACUUCAGUAGACUUUAAUUUCAAGUCAGUUAGACCAACUUUUAUGCCUGUGCCAGCUCUUCUAAAAAUUAAUCUUUCACUCAGCAGUGUUGCUGCGCGAGGUGGGAUAGGUUAUAAGAUUUGUAGUUUGACUUUAUGCGAUUCAUUUACCAGCUUUGAAACAAAACGGUUGAAAUGCUUUGUAAACAGCUACUGCAGAAUUUAUUUAGCUAUAAAUUAGAUCAUACAGCGAGUAUUCAUACCUCUUGACUUAUUCCAAAUGUUUUUGUUACAGCCUGAAUUAAAAAUGUACACAUUUUUUCCCUCAUCCAUCUACACACAAUACUCCAUAAUGACAGUAAAAACAUCUUUUUAGAAUGUUUUUGAAAAUGAAAUACAGAAAUAUCUAGUUUACAUAAGUAUUCACACUCCUGAGUCAAUGCAUGUUAGAAUCAGCUUUGGCAGCAAGUACAGAUGUGAGUAUUUCUGGUUAUGUUAUUUUCAAGCUGAUUUAAGUCAACUGUAACUAGGCCACUCAGGAACAUUCAAUGUUGUCUUGGUAAGCAACUACAGUGUAUAUUUGGCCUUGUGUUUUAGGUUAUUAACCUGCUGAAAGGUGAAUUUGUCUUCCAGUGUCAAUUGGAAAACAGACUGAACCAGGUUUUCCUCUAGGAUUUUGCCUGUGCUUAGCUCUAUUUCGUUUAUCUGAAAGUCCUUGCCGAUGACAAGCAUACCCAUAACAUGAUGCAGCCACCACCAUGCUUGAAAAUAUGAAGUGGUACUCAGUGACGUGUUGGAUUUGCCCCAAACAUAACGCUUUGUGUUCAGAACGUAACUUUAUUUCUUUGCCACAUUUUUAGCAGUUUUACUUUAGUACCUUAUUGCAAACAGGAUAUAUUUUUUUUAUUUUGUACAGGCUUCCUUUUCACUCUGUAGGUUAGUGUUGUGGAAUAACUACAAUGUUGUUGAUUUAUCCUCAAUUUUCUCCUAUCAAAGCCAUUAAACUCUCUAAUUGAUUAAAAAUCCCUGAGUGGUUUCCUUCCUCUCCGGCAACUGAGUUAGGAAGGAUGACUAUCUUUGUAGUGACUGGGUGUAUUGAUAUACCAUCCAAAGUGUAAUGAAUAAUUUCACCAUGCUCAAAGGGAUAUUAUGUCUGUUUUUUAUUUUUUUACUCAUCUAUCAAUAGGUGACCAUCUUUGCAAGUCAUUGGAAAACCUCCCUGCUCUUUGGUUGAAUCUGUGUUUGAAAUUCACUGCUCGACUGAGGGAUCUGUAUGUAUGGGGUACAGAGAGAGAUUAGGUAGUCAUUCAAAAAUCAUGUUAAACACUAUUGCACAGUGAGGGCAUGCAAUAAAAAAAACGAUUAAUUUGUAAACAUUUCGAAAAACAUAAUCCUCUUAUGGGGUUUUGUGUUACAUCCUGAAUUUAAAAUGGAUUCAAUUGAGAUUGUGUCACUGGCCUAAACACAACUAAAUGUGGAAAAAGUCAAGAUGUAAAUCACUUCUAAAGGCACUUGGUACUUGACUAUUUUUAUUCACAAAUACUACCACUGUGAAUCCCUGACCACCUGCCAAUGUGGCUGGUGAAAUGAACGUCUUACCCGCCAAUGCCAAAAUUUUAAGGCCUGUCCAAAAAGGUAAAGUCUGCCAUUAUGGGUCUCUCACCCACUGGCUGAAGUAGAAUGUUUAGGGCACACCUCCCACAUGUGUCGGUGGUCUCUUCCAAGAUCACGUAGAGAUCCUUGCCCUUCACGCAAUCUUUGAUGUAGUGCGGGUAAAGCUCAGGUAGGUAUACUGGAUGUAGUGUGGGUAAAGGUCAGGUAGGUAUACUGGAUGUAGUGCGGGUAAAACUCAGGUAGGUAUGCUGGAUGUAGUGUGGGUAAAGGUCAGGUAGGUAUACUGGAUGUAGUGCGGGUAAAGCUCAGGUAGGUAUACUGGAUGUAGUGUGGGUAAAGGUCAAGUAGGUAUGCUGGAUGUAGUGUGGGUAAAGGUCAGGUAGGUAUACUGGAUGUAGUGUGGGUAAAGGUCAGGUAGGUAUACUGGAUGUAGUGUGGGUAAAGGUCGGGUAGGUAUACUGGAUGUAGUGUGGGUAAAGGUCAGGUAGGUAUACUGGAUGUAGUGUGGGUAAAGGUCAGGUAGGUAUACUGGAUGUAGUGCGGGUAAAGGUCAGGUAGGUAUUCAGUGCAAAGAUAGGAUGCUGCAGGAACACUCCCUCCUUGCUUUGAGUGUUUGUUUAGAAAUGUGGAGAACUUUGGUGCCUCGAUCAGUGUUUUCACAAAGUCCAGGACCAACUCCUUCCUCUCUGACGUAUUGUUUUAGCCAAACACUCUUCCAGAGUCUGAAUUCUUGAUUGACCAGUAGGAUAACAAUAAAAACAUGGUUAAUAUAAAUGAAAAACCAACCAACUUUAAAUUAUCUGGUUUUGGCCAAACUAACUUCUGUCCCGCUCUCAUGCAGAUACAGUGCAUUUGGAAAGUAUUCAGACCCCUUGACUUUUUCCACAUUUUGUUACGUUUACAGCCUUAUUCUAAAAUGUAUUAAAUGUUUUUCACCUCAAUUUACACACUACCCCAUAAUGACAAAGCGAAAACAGGUUUUUAGACAUUUUUGCAAAUGUAUGCCAAAUAAAAAUCAGAACCUAUGUAAAUAGGGUUUCAGAACCUUUGCUAUGAGACUUGAAAUUGAGCUCAGGAGCAUCCUGUUUUCAUUUGAUCAUUCUUAAGAUGUUUCUACAACAUGAUUGGAGUCCACCUGUGGUCAAUUCAAUUGAUAGUACAUGAUUUGAAAAAUCCUACACCUGUCUAUAUGCAGUAAUGUCCCACCGUUGACAGUGCAUGUUAGAGCAAAAACCAAGUCAUGAGGUCGAAGGAAUUGUCCGUAGAGCACCGAGACAGGGUUGUGUCUCGGCACAGAUCUGGGGAAGGGUACCAAAACAUUUCUGCAGUAUUGAAGGUCCCCAAGAACACAGUGGCCUCCAUCAUUCUUAAGUGGAAGAAGUUUGGAACUAUCCAGACUCUUCCUAGAGCUGGCCGCCUGGCCAAACUGACAAAUUGGGGGAGAAGGGCCUUGGUCAGGAAGGUGACCAAGAACCCGAUGGUCACUCUGGCAGAGCUCCAGAGUACCUCUGUGGAGAUGGGAGAAUCUUCCAGAAGGACAACCAUCUCUGCAGUAUUCCACCAAUCAGGCCUUUAUGGUAGAGUGGCCAGACGGAAGUCACUCCUCAGUAAACGGCACAUGACAGCUCUCUUGGAGUUUGCCAAAAGGCACCUAAAGGACUCUGACCAUGAGAAACAAGAUUCUCUGGUCUAAUGACUCAAAUGGAACUCCUUGGCCUGAAUCCCAAGUGUCACGUCUGUAGGAAAUCUGGCACCAUCGCUACGGUGAAGCACGGUGGUGCCAGCAUCAUGCUGUAGGGAUGUUUUUCAGGGACUGGGAGACAAGUCAGAAUCGAGGGAAAGAUGAACGAAGCAAAGUACAGAUCCUUGAUGACAACCUGCUCAGGACCUCAGACUGGGGCGAAGGGUCACCUUCCAAAAGGACAACGACCCUAAGCACACAGCCAAGACAACACAGGAGUGGUUUCGGGACAAGUCUCAAUGUCCUUGAGUGGCCCAGCCAGAGCCUGGACUUGAACCCGAUCGAACAUCUCUGGAGAGACCUAAAAACAGCUGUGCAGCGACUUUCCCCAUCCAACCUGACAGAGCUUGAGAGGAUCUGCAGAGAAGAAUGGGAGAAACCCCCCAAAUACUGGUGUACCAAGCUUGUAGCGUCAUACCCAAGAAGACUCAAGUCUGUAAUCACUGCCAAAGUGUUGAUUGAUGCUAUAGUGAGGAAUGGGAGCUCUGCUGCUCCAGAGGAACCCCACAUACCCCCACCACGUGGCUUCCGAUCAAAUGAAGAGGACUGGGAUGGAGAGGAGGCACGCAGAGGAGCCAGUGAGGAGAAGCAGACCUACACAGAGGAUCAGCGUCAGGGUGUUUUCAGGAUAAAGAAAUGCAAGGACUUCUAUGAGAUCCUGGGCGUUCCUAAAGACGCUAGUGAUGAAGAUCUGAAGAAGGCAUACAGGAAGCUGGCACUGAAGUUCCACCCUGAUAAGAAUUGUGCCCCGGGAGCCACAGAUGCAUUUAAAGCCAUAGGCAAUGCGUAUGCGGUGCUCAGCAACGCUGAGAAGCGUCAUCAGUAUGACCAGUAUGGAGAACAGGCUCCGUCUGAGAGCACCGCCCACGCUCGCCACGGACACUACCGCAACUUCAACAGGGACUUUGAGGCCGAUAUCUCCCCUGAGGAACUCUUCAACAUCUUCUUUGGAGGAAGGUUUCCCACAGGCAACAUCCAUGUGUACACCAACAGAGGAGCCACCUACUCUAACUUCUAUCAGCCUCGUCGGCGACGUGCAUAUGAGAGGCGCGAGGAGGAGGUGGGGGAGAACCGCAGUCAGCAGAACACCUUCACAGCCUUCCUGCAGCUUCUUCCUGUUCUGGUGCUAAUCCUCAUAUCUGUUGUGACCCAACUGAUGGCCACCAACCCUCCUUACGGUCUCUUUUACAAACCGGCCAUGGGCCUGGUGGUCUCCCGGGAGACCCAGAACAUGGGUGUUCCCUACUACGUGGACAAGGGUUUCCAGAAGGAGUACCGUGGGGAGUCCCUGGAAGAGCUGGAGAAGACCAUAGAGAGUGACUACAUCGAACACCUGCAGAGCAGCUGCUGGAAGGAGAAACAGCAGAAGUCGGAUUUGGCGAAUCUUGCACAACUGUACCGUGAUGACAGACUGAAGGCGAAGGCUGAGUCUCUGAAGCUGGACAACUGUGACAAGCUGUACCGCUUUGUGGGCCAACAAAGAGGAGAAUGAGGGGCUUAGACAGGAGAGGGAGGCAUCUCUUUCCAGCUGGGAAUUCUACACUUUACUCAUUUAAUAUUGUUUAUUUAUUUUAUUUAUUAAAUCGGGUCACUUUUUUGAAGAACAUCUCUUGUCUGGAUAGAGCACAGUGGUAGCCAAAGCCCUUUGAUCUGAAACAUUGUGCCGCCUUUCCUCUCAGAUGGAAGAAAGUGGAGGUGCAUGUACUAUGAAUUGCCCACCGUGGCUCUGUGGAUAACAACAUAAAACCCAGUCUGGCUGGCUCUGGGAUUGUUUUAUUGAUGUACAGGAGCCUUGUUACUGCUUCCUUACAUUAAGGAAUAUAGGCUUGCUUACAACGUUUGAGAAAAUGGUUGUCUGUUCACACCUACACUUUGUUAGUCACCUGUUUGAAACAUGUUUAGCAUUGCUGCUGGGUUACUAAUUUAUUUCCAUGUUUGUUUCUGUGGCGUGAGUUUAAUGGAGUAUAUUGUGUAGGUCUUGGAAAGAACAUAGCAAGAGCAGUGAGUCACUUUUUAAUUGGAAAAACAUUUUUAAUUGUGAAGAAAGAAUGCAAGGACCUGAAAACCACUAACUUCUAGAAUAGGUUUUCAGAGACUGAGGCAAACGAGAGCUUCUAUUUGAAAAGACAGAUCUAUAUGGUCUUAAACUGUGAAGAAAAUGUAGAUUUAUCAUGCCUGUUAGAGUAUAUAGCUCUGGCCUUACUUUCUCUAUCUCUACAACAUUAGAUUCACUUAAAACCGAAAUCUGCAGUUAGAUUGUAUGUGAAAUACAUUGAUACUUUUAAUUUUAUUUUGCUGUGCUCUAAGACUUUGCCAAACGGCGUUGCCAUAGUUGUACUUGUCCAUUAUUUGGUCCUUCUGGUUCAUUCUGAAGCACUUGCUGCCGUUUUAUUUGGAACCUGCUGUCCUAGUCUCUAUUCCCCAAUGCAUGCAGCCCCAUGUUCUGCCCUCCUUUUAUUUUUUUAUUCAUGUCCUUGUUACACAUCAGGUGCUCAGUCAAUAGCUGCUGCAGCACACCUCUGUAAAGGACUAAGACAAAUCCACUCAUCCUGCCCAUUCAUUUAAUCAACUGUUACAUUCAUUUCAUCAACUGUUACUUUACUAAGAGCUUUCAAACAUUUCUCCAAAUGAACAUUUGUUCAGUAAUCUUUUAAUGCUUGACCUUCCUUUAGUCAGAUCAUAAAUCCAGCAGACGAAGGGCUAACAGCCACACUAGUGGCAGACAGACAGGAAGCGGUUGGGGCAGUAAUGGAUUACAGAUUAGACCCGAUGCUAACUAGAUCCCCAGUUGUCUCUUGGCUGAACUCUGGUGUCCAGUUGAUUUGUGCUGUUAGAGCAGGUUUAUUAAAAAGUUAAACAAUC
Molecule: messenger RNA, 7626 nt
Organism: Salvelinus fontinalis (brook trout)
Lineage: Eukaryota; Metazoa; Chordata; Actinopteri; Salmoniformes; Salmonidae
Product: dnaJ homolog subfamily C member 18-like
Exons: 9
Coding region: 4823-6256 (477 amino acids)
Biological process (GO): cellular response to misfolded protein
Cellular component (GO): endoplasmic reticulum membrane
Molecular function (GO): Hsp70 protein binding; nucleic acid binding
Source: RefSeq, a predicted model, not a curated record